Messenger RNA from Caenorhabditis remanei, 234 nucleotides. RefSeq lists its product as uncharacterized. NCBI's taxonomy places the organism in Eukaryota, Metazoa, Nematoda, Chromadorea, Rhabditida, Rhabditidae. Bases 1 to 234 code for a protein of 77 amino acids. The transcript is spliced from 2 exons. The record is from RefSeq and is a predicted model, not a curated record.
AUGAUUCGUGCAUUUUAUAUUCCUUCUGAAAAGAGAGAUUCAUCGAAACUCGGAGGAGAAGAUAUCGAUUGCAGAUUCAUAAAAACCGCUCCGGAUUCCGAGUUCAGCCACAUUCUGCAAUACAUUGAAGACGAAGAUGGUGAUGUUCUGAAACUACUCCGGAACCAUUUGAACUCUUUGUUCCGUAAUAAACCAGUGAUCCACUGGAAUCUUUCUGGACUUAUCAAACUAUAG